GAAGAGGUUCAAGAUCUUCGCGAACAACUAAUUGUGUAUGAAGGUGCUCUCAAUCUCUCUCAAAGAGAAGAGAAUGCAUUAUCUCCCCGCUCAGAAAAUUUCUCUGGUCACCCUGUAAAUCAUUCUUCUGUCGUUUUAAGAAGUACUCAUUUGUCUAGCCCAGGCCCGUGUGCUGAUGCUUUUGCACCGGCUAAGUUCCAUACUGGAACUAAAGCCGAAGAUUCAACAGGAUGGCUUUUAUGUCAUAGAUCUAAGUCACUUGGUCAGUUGAACAGGCUUGGCUUUGGCGCCACCGUCAAUGCUACUCCUCUUGUCAAACCAACUGCAGUCUUAACCUCAAUCAACAAUGCUGAAUGGCAUUUACCACCAACUCCAGCUGACCUCCUGCUGACUACUCCGAUGGCAGCCUCCACGGCUCUACAUACAGCCAGCAGAAACUAUGUUUUAUCUCAUCAGCUAUCUCGGUGUGUCCCAGGUCCUCCACGACCUGCCUCCACGCUGCCUCUCCUCUCGACAAACUCGGGUGGGCCAGUUGGACGGACAGAUCGAGGCAUGAAUAAAUUUCGGCUGACCGAUGAGAUCGGCAUAGAUGGUCAAAGUGAUUAUAUGGAGCCAAGAGAACCUAUGCUCCUGCGUCGAAGUGCUGAUGCAGCACUUAGUGCGGACUUGAUUGAAACGCCUUUGUUCGAUGGCCUUCGCGAACUCCGGGAGUCCCUAGUUUUGCCCACAACCGCCAUAACUUCUAGGAGAUCAGAUUUACACUCCAAUAACCGUGACACUGCUGGUAGUAGUCGAGGGCAACAACUAUUAACAGCAAAUAUCUUAACGGGCCUGCGUCGCGAACUUGAACGAUGUCUUGAAGGCUAUAGGUUAAAGCGUGAGCAGGUAACAAACCUACGUGAGACUCUUUUUUCGGUCCGUUGCCAGCUUCAUCAAGCAAAAGGCCGGGCAGACAAAUCUGAUUCCGAGAUCAAACUCCUACGAGUGAGAUUCUUUAUCCUAUUCUUUUUUUAA
Protopolystoma xenopodis is the source of this 1014-nucleotide messenger RNA. NCBI's taxonomy places the organism in Eukaryota, Metazoa, Platyhelminthes, Monogenea, Polystomatidea, Polystomatidae. The record is from the annotation of a GenBank genome assembly.